AUGUCAAAACUCUCUAAGAUGAACAUCAACCAUGCUGCCGGCAUUUACGCCGAUAUGUCGGUCGAUGGCCCUGCUAUCGGAACUCUCGUCAUCAUUGUUGACAGGGCGAAGAACCUCCCCAAUCGCAAGACUAUGAGCAAGCAGAAUCCCUAUUGUGCUGCCAGAUUAGGAAAGGAAGCUAAGAAGACCCAAACUGAUAUGCGAGGCGGUCAAACCCCCCGAUGGUAA
Messenger RNA from Penicillium taxi, 228 nucleotides. RefSeq lists its product as uncharacterized. The record is from RefSeq and is a predicted model, not a curated record. The transcript has a single exon. NCBI's taxonomy places the organism in Eukaryota, Fungi, Ascomycota, Eurotiomycetes, Eurotiales, Aspergillaceae. Bases 1 to 228 code for a protein of 75 amino acids.